CAGACCUGACUUGUGACAGCGUGUCAAUGACGCUCAUUAUGGACAGAUCCCUUCUCGAGAUCAGCGACGACGCUCGCGAUGUCCAUUUCGAAGACGAGUCUUGUGUUGGAUACGACCACGACAGUCAGCAUGUUGCGAUCACCACCAUGUACGAUAGAUGUGGUACUACGCAAGAGCAAGACGACAACUACAUAAUAUUUACCAACAUGGUGACGUAUUACAAGCCUCGCCCUGAAAAUGGAACUAAUGAGCUCAUUACCAGAGAACACUAUCUUCAUAUCCCUGUCACUUGCUACCUGGAGAGGACACAAGUGUUGGAAGAGUCUUUCUUGCCUGAAGAAAACCUUUAUGUCUCCGAAAAGAAAGGGUAUGGUGAUUUCUCGCUAAACCUAGACCGGUAUACAAACUCGGGCUUCUACCAACCUACCAACGAUUCCGGCGAAGUUACGCUCGGCACACCGCUAUACUUCGGCGUCCGCCUGACGUCUGUCACGAACCUCACGCUUCUCAUCGAGUCGUGUUGGGCAACGAGCUCGCCGGACCCAGGCGACGAUCACCGCUAUGAUAUCAUCAAGAAUGGAUGUGCCGUGGAUAGCACAACAGUCAUUUACAAUUUGGCCUCCCCAACUUUCAAAGGAUUCAGUAUCGAUGCUUUCACCUUCAUUGGCGAUAACGACGAGGUUUACGUCCACUGCUCAAUCCUGAUCUGUGACAACAACGACUCGGGCUCCCGCUGCGCUCAGGGGUGCAUAUCACGAUCUCGUCGUAGUCUGAAGAAUACAGGCUUCCAGUCCAAACUCCACACCAUCACGAACGGACCGCUCUCUGAUGCCUCCCGCUCCCAAAGGGCUAUGUUGCUUGAUAGCGUUUAUGAUUUGUAAUGAUUCGCUUCGGCAUGAUCAGAUGACCCAGGUUUUUCGGUCAAAUGUUUGGAGGAAUCUGCUUUGAGUGAUUAUAUAUCCCCUUCUUCAGUUAUCGAUCCCCUAUUUCAAUUCAUUAUUUCUUCUUCUUUUUGCCCGUAAAACUUAGAUUUUGUGUGAUAGCCAAACAAAAGUAUCUAAGAAACCUUUAAUUAGAAAUAUGAAGCUUAAAACCAAUGCAUAUAUACCUGUAUGAGUUUGUGUUCUAUGCUUUCCCAUAAAUUUCUAGACAUAAGUUCUCCUUUUUUUUUCAUUUAAUAUCCGUAAUGUUGUAGUCAAUGAGAAAUUUAAGACGGGGACAUGUGCUUGUUUCAUUAUUUUUUUGCACACAAAACUUUGAUUUUGUGUGAUAGCCAAACAGCAAUAUAGAAUUGAAUCUAAUUUAGCUUGAAGUAGGGAGCCUAAAAUGAAUGCAUAUACACCUGUAUGAGUAUGUGUUUUAAGCUAUCCCAUAUAAUUCUAGCAAGGUCUUCUCAAACUUAGAUUUUUCUUCUUUUUCUUCUUUCAUUUCAUAUUCGUAAUGUUUUACUCACGUAUUUAGUUGCGUUUUGUUCCAUUUUAAUAAUGGCAUAAUCUCUCUAAAUUGUUGCUUCUUAUCACAGAAGAUAAAUAAUUAAUUUGCUCUUUUUUUGGUAUUAGCAGUGCGUAGGACUAUAAAUGUCACAAUUUUUCUUUCUUGUUUUGUUUUGCUUCUGUUAAGUAUAACUCGAUCGCAAAGACUUUCGAGAAAUUAACUCAAGAUCGCCUUUCAAGAUCACGUUCAGAUUUUGUAAUAACGUCAUUGUGAUGUUCGCACACUCUAAGGUGACGCUCAGGGCUAUUGAAAUUGCUCUGGGUUGAUUUCUCGAAAGUCUUUGAGCUCGUGCUGCAUGUAGAUCUUUCAGAUAGGCUAUACCGCUAUAGAAAUUGAAAUUGAAGGUAAAAUGAUUCGCCUUUUGAUAUGUGUUUACUUCGGUGCAAUAUGAUGGGUUCUAUUUUUCUGACCAUUAUCUGGCCUCAAGUUUAUCUUUUCCGUCAACUUUCGUUGAGAUCGAAAAGAAAAUAAAUAUGAUAAAAUAAAUGUAAUGUAUUCUAAGAUUAUUCAAGAAGAAAGAUGUCUUCCAUUCUUCUAGUGAUUAAAUGUAUCUUAUAAUUAUGUCUCGUUGAGCUCGUGUCUUAAACUUACUUUCACCAUAUCAGUGGUUUGUACUUCAUUAUCAUUUUAGUCAACAUCGAAUUAUUCUUGUUGAGAAACCUUAGUUUUUACAAUUUAAGCGUCGUAUUUCUGGCUAUUGAUAAGCACUUUCCUACAUGAGUUGAAAACCUACGCUGAUUUUCGGAUUGGAAAUCUCUUCGUACCGUACUAUUGUUAAAACCAAAUCAUUGACAUAAAAAACAGCUAUCGUGCAAUAAGUCAUCCUUUUGCCUAUACCUUAAAGUCUAAAUGCAUGAAUUCGUUUUGUCACACAGUAAAUAAUGUAUACACAAUGGUGAAAUAUAUUCUUUGUGCUCCCUUCAUCAGGGGACUACUCCAUUUUAAACAGAGGAGUGGAAAUCCAUUCUUUUACGAGUCAUAUCAGCGAUCACUGCAUUAAGAGUUGAAUCCACUCCAAAUUAUAAAGGAAUCUACUCCAAUGUAGUGGUUUGUAGUACUCUAUUGAGAGUGAAUUCAACUACUCUUAAUGGAUUUCCAAUGCUGUAUCUAGAGAGUAAGUUAGGUCAUGAUUUAAUUUGGCCUCCUUUCAAGAACAAGACCUUCAUGUUGAGAGGUGUGUUUUUCUUCUUUCGAUUGGCUAUAUUUUCUAAAAAAUCUUCACUUAUUGCAUAACUAAAUGUUUCACCAUUCAUUUUACUUAAUACAUAUUUAAAUGUAUUUAUUACUUUACAUUCCUUACCUGAUUUCUUGGUUACUUUAAACCAAUUAUAAAAUACCUUGUCCACCUUACUUCAAGUUUCCUCUCAAAGUAUGUACUAAGGCGUAGUUAUUGGCUCAUUAAAUAAUAUUCUGCAUUAA
Molecule: messenger RNA, 2913 nt
Organism: Strongylocentrotus purpuratus (purple sea urchin)
Lineage: Eukaryota; Metazoa; Echinodermata; Echinoidea; Camarodonta; Strongylocentrotidae
Product: oncoprotein-induced transcript 3 protein-like
Exons: 5
Coding region: 27-881 (284 amino acids)
Source: RefSeq, a predicted model, not a curated record